Messenger RNA from Malassezia globosa CBS 7966, 453 nucleotides. RefSeq lists its product as uncharacterized. Bases 1 to 453 code for a protein of 150 amino acids. The transcript has 2 exons. The record is from RefSeq and is a predicted model, not a curated record. NCBI's taxonomy places the organism in Eukaryota, Fungi, Basidiomycota, Malasseziomycetes, Malasseziales, Malasseziaceae. Gene Ontology annotation, cellular component: mitochondrial large ribosomal subunit; ribosome. Gene Ontology annotation, biological process: translation. Gene Ontology annotation, molecular function: large ribosomal subunit rRNA binding; structural constituent of ribosome.
AUGUCGAAAGCAGGCGGUAAAGGAGGCGCCAAAGCAGCCGUCGCUACAGUCGUCAAACUAUUAGUGCCAGCAGGGAGUGCUUCUGCGCAGCCGCCCGUGGGUCCUGCGCUGGGUGCAAAGGGUGUCAAAGCCAUUGACUUUGCGAAGGAGUUUAACGCGCGCACAGUCGAUCUAGAGCCUGGUUUGUUGACGCCGACGGUCGUCACGAUCCAGCCAGACCGUACAUUUUCAUUUCGCACGUUGACGCCACCGACAUCGCUGCUCUUGAAGCGUGCUGCCAACAUCACUACAGGUGCGCGAAAACCAGGUGCGGAAGUCACUGGUACCAUCAGUAUUAAACACGUGUAUGAGAUUGCCAAGAUCAAAAUGAAAGAUGUGCACAUUACGGAAAAAGAAAUGUGUAAGGUUGUUGCUGGUAGCGCACGGAGUCUGGGAAUCAAGAUUGUUCGGUAG